UUUGACGUUUGCAUCAUGGCGGAAGCAGUUGUAGAAUCAUCCUUCAUGGAUCCUUUCAAAGAUAUUCUGGUUAAUUAUUUAAUGCCAGAAAAAUGUUAUGACGAGUUCUUUUUACAGUUCAAUCUUCUGCACGUGGACUGUCUGAAGAUUGUAAUCAGCAAAGGCCUGGGCAUUGGGAUCAUUCUUGGUUCUGUAUUAGUAAAACUACCUCAGAUUCUAAAGCUGAUUGGUGCCAGAAGUGCUGAGGGACUGAGUUUUAACUCUGUGCUGCUGGAGCUGUUUGCUAUCACAGGCACCAUGGCCUACAGUAUUGCCAACAGCUUUCCUUUCAGUUCCUGGGGUGAGGCACUUUUCCUCAUGAUUCAAACUGUGACCAUUGGUUUCCUCAUACAGCACUAUGGAGGAAACACCAUCAAAGGUUUGGGGUUUCUGGCAGUAUACUUUGGUCUGUUGGCAGUCCUGUUAUCUCCUGUGACACCAGUGUCGGUCGUUACUACCAUGCAAGCCUCUAAUAUGCCAGCCAUUAUCUUUGGACGAUUAAUUCAGGCUGGUACCAACUACAGAAAUGGCCACACUGGACAGCUGUCAGCUAUUUCAGUGUUUCUGCUGUUCGCAGGCUCCUUAGCACGCAUAUUCACUACAGUGCAGGAAACGGGAGAUUCGCUCAUGGCUGUCACCUACAUCAUCUCUUCUUUCUGUAAUGGUGUGAUCGCAGCUCAAGUCCUCUACUACUGGAACAGCAGCCCUGCCCUCAGGAAGAAGACUGAGUAGAUCCAAACAACAACAGGCAAAUUCAGAGACCACUCAGGUUGACAAAGUGCACUGGACAGCCGAUUGGGGAAUUAGAUGUACUCUAAUCAAAAUGACAGUUCUUGUGAUAUUAAGCUCUGUCCCUUGGUCACUUGUUAAAAGCAUUUAUUGUUAACAUAUCACAUGUAAAUAACAUACAGGCAGGUACAAAUACUUUAUAAUCCACACAUUGACAUAUUCCAGGUGCCCUGAAGUGGACCAAAAAGCCAGUAUGGUGAGGGGUCCUUCUAUAAUAUAGAACUUUUUUCCCCUUUUUAUGGUAGUGGGUUAUUUCAUUUAUUGGACCAUUUUUUAGGGAAGGUGAAGGGUAAGUGUCCAAAGUAUUCUGGAAUUAAACCAUAUUAAAACCUUGUGUAUUAUUACUGACAUACUGUGGUACUGCUCACUUUACCCUGGCUCACUAAAUAUUCACUGAAAUCCAUGUAGCCAUUUUGAAUUCAACGACAAAUCUUUGAAGAAAAAAAAAGUCUGUCAAGAUUUUUGUAAAUAUUAAUUGCAGAAUUGUAAAAAUGACCAAAAUACUUUAAAAGU
Carassius carassius (crucian carp) is the source of this 1341-nucleotide messenger RNA. RefSeq names its product mannose-P-dolichol utilization defect 1b (gene mpdu1b). Gene Ontology annotation, biological process: oligosaccharide biosynthetic process. The transcript has 8 exons. Bases 16 to 771 code for a protein of 251 amino acids. NCBI's taxonomy places the organism in Eukaryota, Metazoa, Chordata, Actinopteri, Cypriniformes, Cyprinidae. The record is from RefSeq and is a predicted model, not a curated record.